GGCGCCCCACCGGUGCCACCACUGCUCAGGUGAAGUCCCCUCCAAACCUCCCCGCGCUCCGAGGCCGGAUCGUGCACGAAUCCCCGCCGGAUCUCGAUGCGCCGAACUCUGGCACUAAUCAGAAAACUCUGAAGUCGCGUUGCUGGUGUGCCAAGGACUGCUACUCUAUACUCCGUUGAAUCAGAACCUCAUCUACUGACCCACGCUCCCGCCUCGCUCUGCCCCGCCCGUCCCAGUCAGUCCCUCCCGUCGCCAUAAGCCAACGCCGCGCAGGCGCUCCCCGUGCCACUCAGCCACGCCGCACGCCCGCCGAGACGCCGACGCGCGCGGACCAGGAGCAGCCAUGGCCGUCCCCGAGCAGCGCGUCGUCGCCGUCAUCAUGGUCGGCGGCCCCACCAAAGGGACGCGGUUCCGGCCGCUGUCGCUCAACGUGCCCAAGCCGCUCUUCCCGCUCGCCGGCCAGCCCAUGGUGCACCACCACAUCUCCGCCUGCCGCCGCAUCCCGAACCUGGCGCAGAUAUACCUCAUCGGGUUCUACGAGGAGCGGGAGUUCGCGCUGUACGUCUCCUCCAUCUCCAACGAGCUCAGGAUCCCAGUCAGGUACCUAAGAGAGGAUAAGCCGCUCGGGUCUGCCGGAGGGCUCAACAGCUUCAGGGAUUACAUCAUGGAGGACAGUCCGUCACACAUUGUUUUGUUGAACUGUGACGUCUGUUCUAGCUUCCCCUUGCCAGACAUGCUUGAGGCUCAUAAAAAGUAUGGAGGCAUGGGAACUUUACUAGUCAACAAGGUGUCUGCUGAGUCAGCUAACCAAUUUGGCGAGUUAGUAGCUGAUCCUGAAACAAAUGAACUUUUACACUACACGGAAAAGCCAGAGACUUUUGUGAGUGAUCUCAUAAAUUGUGGAGUCUAUAUAUUUACGCCCAGUAUCUUUAAUGCCAUCGAGGAUGUAUUAAAACAGAAGAAAGAUAGAGCUAAUAUUCGCCGUGUAUCUAGCUUUGAAGCUCUUCAAUCAGCAACGAAGGCACUUCCGGCAGGCUAUGUUAGGUUGGAUCAAGAUAUCUUAUCCCCUCUAGCAGGAAAGAAGCAACUUUACACGUACCAGACACUUGAUUUUUGGGAACAGAUCAAGACCCCAGGGAUGUCUUUGAGAUGCUCUGGUCUAUAUCUUUCUCAGUUCCGUCAUACCUCUCCUCAUCUUUUAGCCUCUGGUGAUGGCAAAAAGAGUGCUGCUAUUAUAGGUGAUGUGUACAUCCAUCCAUCUGCAAAGGUGCAUCCAACUGCGAAGAUUGGUCCCAAUGCCUCGAUAUCAGCAAAUGCGCGCAUUGGAGCCGGUGCUAGGCUUAUCAAUUGCAUCAUUCUGGAUGAUGCUGAAAUUAUGGAGAAUGCAGUUGUUAUACAUUCAAUAGUGGGGUGGAAGUCAACAAUAGGAAAAUGGUCACGUGUGCAGGGUGACGGUGACCACAAUGCCAAAUACGGUAUCACCAUUCUUGGUGAAGCUGUUGAUGUUGAAGAUGAAAUAGUUGUAACUAAGUGCAUCGUGCUCCCGAAUAAAACACUCAAUAUCAGUGUGCAAGAGGAGACCAUCCUAUAAUAUUCCUUUUAUAAUUCAUAUUUUACUUAAUCCCAAAUAAGGUCUUCGUACCAAAUAUCAAAUAUGUAAUUCCCCCCUUAUUUUUCCCCCAGUGCAAGAUCCUAUUAGAUUGAGAUCAUUAGUCUACUCAGAUUGUGAUGUAAUUUUGUUUAGCAUUCUGGGGUCAAAGUUACGGAUGUAGAAACUGUACAAAUAGAUGACAGCAUUUUUAUUGAGAAAUCACAUUUUAUACUCUGGAUCAACAGUCAGCCAGUGCUGCAUUUUGAAUAUCA
Brachypodium distachyon (stiff brome) is the source of this 1863-nucleotide messenger RNA. Its product is annotated as mannose-1-phosphate guanyltransferase alpha. Gene Ontology annotation, biological process: biosynthetic process. Gene Ontology annotation, cellular component: cytoplasm. The coding region runs from base 344 to 1591 and encodes 415 amino acids. The record is from RefSeq and is a predicted model, not a curated record. The transcript has 15 exons. Lineage: Eukaryota; Viridiplantae; Streptophyta; Magnoliopsida; Poales; Poaceae.